Messenger RNA from Amborella trichopoda, 1203 nucleotides. It is a transcript of the gene EIF3G1, whose product is annotated as eukaryotic translation initiation factor 3G1. The record is from RefSeq and is a predicted model, not a curated record. Gene Ontology annotation, cellular component: eukaryotic translation initiation factor 3 complex; cytoplasm. Gene Ontology annotation, molecular function: translation initiation factor activity; RNA binding. NCBI's taxonomy places the organism in Eukaryota, Viridiplantae, Streptophyta, Magnoliopsida, Amborellales, Amborellaceae.
GUCUUUCCAUCAAAGAUACUUGCAGAGACUUAAAAAAAACCCUAAUUUUCUCUCUAUCCUCACUUUCUAAGAAACCCUUCAUUUCCUUCCUCUCUCUCUAAAAAGAAGCAUAAACCAGUGCUACAAUGGCGGUGGAUGUGGCUUCUCAUGCUCAGAACAAGCUUCGAUGGGGAGAGCUUGAUGAAGAUGAUGCAGAGGACCUCGAUUUCCUUCUCCCUCCUCGUCAAGUUGAAGGCCCGGAUGAGCAUGGCGUGAAAAGGGUGACUGAAUUCAAGUUCGAUGACGCUGGAAACAAGGUUAAAAUCGUGACCACUUCGAGAACUAGAAAGCUUGCUAAAGCUCGUCUAUCAAAGAGGGCGAUAGAGAGAAGGCAGUGGAAGAAGUUUGGGGACGCUGCUCAUGAGGACGCGGGUAGCAGGCUCACUAUGGUCUCCACCGAGGAGAUCUUGUUAGAGAAGCCCAGAGCUCCAGGUAGCAAAGCUGAAGAACCCAAGACUGCUGGCGACCCCCUAGCCGCCCUGGGCAAGGGUGGUGCCGUCCUUAUGGUGUGUCGUACUUGUGGCAAGAAGGGCGAUCACUGGACGUCAAAGUGCCCUUACAAAGACCUCGCCUCAUCCACUGAGUCCUUUAUCGACAGGCCCUCCGCAGCUGAAGGGCCCGCUGGCCCUGCCCAAGAUGGGCCCACCAAGGGCACUUAUGUCCCACCAAGCAUGAGAGGUGGUGCGGGUGGGAAGACCGGAACUGAAAUGAGGAGGAGAAAUGAAGAGAAUUCAGUAAGAGUCACUAACCUUUCUGAGGACACAAGAGAGCCCGACUUGCUGGAGCUUUUCCGAACCUUUGGCUCGGUGAGUAGAGUCUAUGUGGCUGUGGACCAAAAGACAGGCAUGAGCCGUGGGUUUGGGUUUGUGAACUUUGUCAAUAAGGAGGAUGCAGAGAGGGCAAUCAACAAGCUCAAUGGCUACGGGUAUGAUAACCUCAUUCUCCGCGUUGAGUGGGCGACCCCAAGGGCGAAUUAGAGGGGUCAACAUCGAUGGACUGGACGGUGAUGGAAGGGGAUAAGACCUCCAGAUUAGUGACUUGUUUUGUGGGACCAGCAUCCCCCAUCACUAUUCAACUCAUUGGUGAGAUGGUGAUGACCCCUAACCACACUGUUAACAUGAUUAUAUGGAUCACAAUACCAAGUUUUGGAGAUUCGAACAUCUA